This is a messenger RNA of Salvia miltiorrhiza (redroot sage), 3767 nucleotides long. Its product is annotated as filament-like plant protein 7. The coding region runs from base 274 to 3570 and encodes 1098 amino acids. NCBI's taxonomy places the organism in Eukaryota, Viridiplantae, Streptophyta, Magnoliopsida, Lamiales, Lamiaceae. The transcript has 5 exons. The record is from RefSeq and is a predicted model, not a curated record.
GAAUUAUGAUUUAUAUAAUCAACAGCAACGCCGAUGCCCGCUCUCCCCGUCCUUCGGGUUAAACCAACCCGCCCAAACUCCUUUUGCAACCAAGCCCGACCCGCCCAACACUCACAUGUCAGAUCCACUCCACAGAGACACAGCCUUUGCAUAUAUGCACUAUACAAAGCAUUUGCUCCUCGUUUCUCGAAACUGCUCGGCUUGCUGUGCAUUUUGCUCCAAGAUAUAAUGUGAUCAUCUGAAUCUGAGCUGGAAGAUUGCCAAAAAGGGGCAAUGGAUCAAAAGUCAUGGCUUUGGAAGAAAAAAUCUACUGAGAAAACUUUAGUAGCUGAUAAAGCAAGCAAUUCUUUGAGCAAAAACGAAGAAGAAGUAACUGAGUUGCAGAAGCUUACGAUUGAGAAGACGGGUCUUGAAAAAGACAUUCAGAUAUUAAAUGAAAGGCUUUCGUCUACCCUAUCUGAUUGUAUUGCCAAGGAUAACAUAGCGAAGAAACAGGUGAAAAUUGCAGAGGAAGCUAUUGCAGGUGAUCUACUGUCCAACAGUAUUUUAAAUAUCUUCUCCUGUCCUUUUCGCAUUACACAUAUUCAUUGUGCAGAGAAGAAUUUUCGGACUUUGAUGCUGAGUCUUUCCUUUCACACAUUUAUUUGUUUAGGCUGGGAGAAGGAAAAGACUGAAGCUAUAGCUUUAAAACAAGAACUUGAUAAGGUGUUACAGCAGAAAGCUUCUUCUGAAGAAAGAGUAGACCAUUUGGACGCAGCACUGAAGGAGUGUAUGCAUCAACUACGAUUUGUUCGGGAGGAACAGGAGAGAAGAGUUCAUGGUGCAUUGACAAAGACAUCGGAAGAAUUUGAAAAGAUACAGAGUGGUUUACGUGAACAGCUAGUGGAGGCAUGUAAAAAACAUGCCAAAUUAGAUGCUGAAAACGCACGACUUAGUAACACUUUAUCAGGGAAGGACAAGGUGAUUGAAGACUUGGGCAAAUACAGAAGUCAAUUAGAGGCUGACUUCAAUGCCCUUUUGUUAAGAUCAGAAUGUACUGAAAAAGAAAAUGCAUCUCUGAAGUACGAGGUUCAUGUUCUGGAAAAGGAGCUUGACAUUCGUAGUGAGGAGAGAGAAUUCAAUCGCCGAAUAGCUGAUGUUGCUCAAAGGCAUCAGCAGGAAAGUGCUGUAAAGAUUGCAAAAUUAGAAACAGAAUGUCAAAGGUUGCGUCUCCUUGUUCAAACACGGUUGCCUGGCCCGGCUACUUUGGCGAAAAUGAGAUGUGAAGUAAAAUCACUUGCUAAGGACCAUGCUGAUAUGAACCGAAGAAAAUCAAAUCUUUCUCCUACUACAGCAGAAUUCUCCACUGAAUUGAUUCCUGACAUGUCCAAUGAGAGGAUCAAUCUACUGACUGAGCAAUUGUAUACCAUGGUAGAAGAGAACAGGGCUCUGAAAGAAGCCCUUAAAAAGAAAUCAAGUGAACUUCAACUUUCCAGGAAAACGUAUGCUCCUACAUCUUCCAAAUUUCCACGAGCUGCAGGACUUUUUGAAGAAUCACUUAUAAAAUGCCAAGUUCCCACAGAACCUGGUAAAGACUCAUUUUUGUUGCAACAAAACACACUAGCAGCUUCAUCUGAUGUGGGCAGUGAUGACAAAGCUAGUUGUGCCGAGUCCUUUUCUUCUGCUUUGAUAUUGGAGCUUGAGCAUUUAAAAAAUGAGAAACGAUUAAGAACACCAGCUCAUAGUCAUAUGGCAACUUUAGACAUGAAUCUCAUGGAUGACUUUGCUGAGAUGGAAAAGUUAGCCGUACUUUCACUUGAUGAUCCAGCUGGAAGUCCCAACAGUUCUUCUGAACACAGUAAUGCAGUUCUUGGCAGUCCUGGAAGUCCAUCCGGUGCUAACUCUUCAUCUGAACCCAUUAGGGGCUGUGCACUAAUAUGUGGUAGCCCAUCAGAACAUGUUAUCCCAAGCCAGGAAAUCCAUUCUGGGUGUGUAGCAGGAAAUGGAAUUCCUGAAAAGCUUGGUGACUUGCUGAAGAUGCUUUUGGAGCAUAGCCAUUCAUCUAAAAGAAAUCCCCAAGAUAUACUAGAAGAUAUUAAAUUUGCUUUGGCCCACUGUAGUGUAGAAUCUACUGUUUUUUGCAGCAAUGGAAGUGCUCAUCAUGCUGAGGCGUCAAAUAGUGGAAGUGGCCAUGUCGAGCAGGCAAAUAAAUCUUCAAAUGUGAGGAAUGGAAAUAAUAUAACCAUCUUUGGCAAAGAGAAGAGUGGCCAGAAAUUUGGGCCAAAUGUCAGCAUACCAAUACGGAAAGUUCUUGAGCUACUUGAAGGAAUAAAUAUACAAUCUCAAGAUAAUGGUAUAGAUAAGAAUUCAGGUAACCCAACAGGCUAUACAGUUCGAGUGUUGCAAUGGAAAACUGCUGAGCUUUCUGCCAUUUUGCGGCAAUUUGUUCAAACAUGCAAUGAUUUUUUGAUUGGAACUGCCAAUCUCGAACAGUUUGCCCUCCAAAUAGCUUCCAGUUUAGAAUGGAUCAUGAGUCGCUGCUUUUCCCUACAGGACGUUUCAAGCAUGAAACAUGCUAUCAGGAAUAAUUUGGAUUGGGAUGAUUCAGGAAGUGAGAGCGAGGAAGAAAGUGAACCGGUUAGCCACAUGCAUAACAGUACUAGUAAAAUGGAGGCAUUUCAGCCUCCUCUCAAAGAAGAGGUUAAAAUAUGGAAUGUUGAGUGGCCAAGUAAGGAAUCUGCAGUGGCCACAGGUUCAGAAGGCUGCCUUCACUCAGAAACUUGCAUGCGGGAGUGCUUCAUUCAACCUCAGGAAUCUGAAAAUGGAAAUGGGAAUCUUCACUCAAAAAUAGAAGGUAAAGAGCAAUCGGAGGGUAUAUUUGAAAAUCAACUUGAAAAGCAAAAGAUGAUAAAAGAAGACCUUGAGACCCAGCUUAUGGAAAGUAAUCGUGAACGGGUAAAAGCUUGCGAAAGGAUUUCAUUUAUGGAAAAUGAGCUGGAAAAUAAGAACAACUGUUAUAAGAGACUGGAAGAAACAUGCCAUGAGUUGCAGAUACAGCUAAAAAGUGUGACAAGCAAGGAAGUUCCAGAUAACGGAAAGCACCAGGAGAAGCAACUCUCAGAUGAUUGGGAGAUCACUGCAGCUUCAGAAAAAUUAGCUGAGUGCCAAGAAACCAUCCUAAAUCUCGGGAAGCAAUUAAAGGCAUUGGCUUCACCUUGUGAUGCAGCUCUUUUCGAUAAGGUCAUAUCAGCACCUGCUGAUUCUCCUGUUUUCGUGAAAAAUAUCAGCCGGCGAUCAUCCCUACUCGAUAAGAUGCUGGCAGAGGAUAGUGAUACACGCGGUGCCUCUCCCGAUACCAAAACUGAGAAUCACAAAGGAAAUAUAAACUCUGGUGUUAGUAGCAAUGACGUCACAGAGUCUUCGGCCCAGUCUGUUAAUCCAAAUGGGAUGAUGAAUCAUGAACAAAAGGCUAAAAGUGUUGUUGCUUCAACGGACAUUGUCCCUCGUAAGAAACACGGUGGCACAAGUUUCUUCAAGAGGCUAUUUUGGCGACGUAAGAAAGGUAAAAAUGAUAAAACAACUUUCUCAUAAGCUGCAGUGAAGCCUAUAUCUGAUCUUUUGUUUGCCUGUUUUGUCUUCUCUUUUUCUUUUUCUAGUGAGAGAGAGAGAGUGUGCGCGCUGGUGAAAUUUGUAGUCUCGUGUUCAAAAUUUUUGUGCGUUUCUUGUUGUAAAUAUAACACAAGACGAAAAAUAAAAAAUUAUAUCUACAUUUCACAUUUACAAUACUA